CCUUCCUAGCCACGUGACUCCCGGCUCCGCGCUUGCUCCACUACAGCCUUCCUUACUGCCAGAAUCCGGCGUUAUGGCUGCCGCCGUUCCCCGCGCCGCUUCUCUCUCCCAAUUGUUUUCCCUUCUCCUGUUCCUCCUGCUCCUUUCUGCUCCGCAAGGAGGCAGCGGCCUGCACACCAAGGGCGCCCUUCCCCUGGAUACAAUCACUUUCUACAAGGUCAUUCCCAAAAGCAAGUUCGUCUUGGUGAAGUUUGACACCCAGUACCCGUACGGUGAGAAGCAGGAUGAGUUCAAGCGUCUGGCUGAAAACUCGGCUUCCAGCGAUGAUCUCUUGGUGGCAGAGGUGGGGAUCUCAGAUUAUGGUGACAAGCUGAAUAUGGAGCUGAGUGAGAAAUACAAGCUGGACAAGGAGAACUACCCAGUCUUCUACCUCUUCCGGGAUGGGGACUUUGAGAACCCAGUCCUAUAUAGUGGGGCAGUUAAGGUUGGAGCCAUCCAGCGCUGGCUAAAGGGACAUGGGGUUUACCUAGGUAUGCCUGGUUGCCUGCCUGCAUAUGACACCCUUGCUGGAGAGUUCAUCAGGGCCUCUGGUAUGGAGGCCCGCCAGGCCCUCUUGAAGCAGGGGCAGGACAACCUUGCAAGUGUGAAGGAGGCUGAGAAGAAGUGGGCUGAGCAAUACCUUAAGAUCAUGGGAAAGAUCUUAGACCAAGGUGAGGACUUCCCAGCCUCAGAGAUGACCCGGAUCACCAAGCUGAUUGAGAAGAACAAGAUGAGCGAUGGGAAGAAGGAAGAGCUCCAGAAGAGCCUAAACAUUUUGACUGCCUUCCAGAAGAAGGGGGCCGAGAAGCAGGAGCUAUGAAGAGGCACUCCAGGGUUUUCAAGGGUUUGGUGGGGUGGGGAGGGGUAAGCUACCUGCUGGCUGUGAGACCCUCCUGGGAUAUAAGGGAGUGGUAGGAAAAGUGGCACUAAACCAGAAAUCUGAGUAUGCCCAGAUAUUGAUGCUGGUGUGACUAUGCUUGGAACAUCGCUGUAACCAGUCUGGUAUAGCUGGUACAUUUACUCAGAUGGCUUGUGAAAUUCCCCCUCAGAAGGAACUGGUGCUAUAAAGAAGAGUGUACUGCCCAGGUUUUUGAUAGAUAGAAUUCUGAUUCAAUUAAAGUUUCUGUGUUUUGGUUAAAAGGA
This is a messenger RNA of Lagenorhynchus albirostris (white-beaked dolphin), 1182 nucleotides long. It is a transcript of the gene ERP29, whose product is annotated as endoplasmic reticulum protein 29. Gene Ontology annotation, cellular component: endoplasmic reticulum lumen; endoplasmic reticulum. Gene Ontology annotation, biological process: protein secretion. The transcript is spliced from 3 exons. Bases 74 to 859 code for a protein of 261 amino acids. NCBI's taxonomy places the organism in Eukaryota, Metazoa, Chordata, Mammalia, Artiodactyla, Delphinidae. The record is from RefSeq and is a predicted model, not a curated record.